Vicia faba (fava bean) is the source of this 1074-nucleotide messenger RNA. Lineage: Eukaryota; Viridiplantae; Streptophyta; Magnoliopsida; Fabales; Fabaceae. The record is from the annotation of a GenBank genome assembly.
AUGAAAUCAAUAAUCGACAAAGAACCCCCUCCAGAUUUGUUCCCUUCCAAGCACGAAUUCCCCAGACUCCUCGCCGUGCUCGCCGUCGCUUCGCUAGUUGCUUGGACCUCCAAUCUCCUUUACACCUCCCUCAUUUAUCCAUCUACCAAACCCUACUGCGACACUCUCGAUUACUUUCCCGAUAGUUGUGAAACUUGUCCAAGUAAUGGAGAGUGCAAGGAUGGAAAGUUGGAGUGUGUUAGUGGUUACCAAAAGCAUGGAAACUUGUGUGUAGAAGAUGGAGAUAUCAAUGAAUCAGCUCGAAAAAUUGUGGAGACAGUGGAGCGUCACCUCUGUGGAGAAUAUGCUCAAUUUUUGUGCUAUGGAGCUGGAUCAAUUUGGGUUCAUGAUGAUGAUUUGUGGAAUUAUUUUGAGUCGGUGGGAAAUGUUAAAGAGGGUAAUGCACUUUAUAGUUAUACAAAACAAAGGGUGUUUGAUACAAUGGAUAAAUUAUUGGAGAUGAGGUUAAAUUCUCAGGGGAUGAAGGAAUUCAAGUGUCCGGAUUUGCUAGCAGAGCAUUACAAGCCAUAUGCCUGCCGCAUUCGCCAGUGGAUCUCUCAGCAUAUUCUUGUUGUUUUGCCAAUUUGUGCUAUGCUUGUAGGGUGCACAAUUUUGUUCUGGAAUGUCCGUCGAAAGCUACGUGUGUCGAGACGAGUUGAGGAGCUUUAUAGCAAGGUCUGUGAAAUACUUGAAGAGAAUGCAUUGACAUCAAAAAGUGUUAAUGGCGAGUGUGAACCCUGGGUUGUUGCUUCUCGAUUACGCGAUCACCUGCUUUUACCAAGAGAGAGGAAGGACCCUUUAUUGUGGAAAAAGGUAGAAGAAUUGGUUCAAGAAGAUUCUCGUGUAGACCGCUAUCCAAAGUUGGUGAAGGGUGAAUCAAAAGUGGUAUGGGAAUGGCAAGUUGAAGGUUCUCUGAGCGCAUCAAAGAUAUUGACUAAAAGAGAUGCAAGCAAAACUAGGGUCAAUGGAAACAUGGACCUGAAUUGUCAACCACGCCCUACAUUGAAAGCAGAGCUCAUGGAACCACAUUUUUGA